ACUGAAGUUCUGCUGGCGAUAUAAAACCCAAGUAAACAGAGUUUGAGUAGUAACGUUCUCAUACUGUAGGGGGCGGUAAAGCUCUCUUUGUGUGUGAGCGCCGCGGCGCGUGAGAAAUACGAGAAGGAGGGGCUUCGCGCCCGUCAAAACCACAACAAAGAUGGAGGCGCGAUAUGACAGCUAGACUUGCAUUUUUCAUAGCGACGCGCUAAAACUCGCGUUGAAGUGAAGAUGGACGCGCCGCAUCUACCGGAGCAGAGCGCGGAGAAACGCGUCCGUAUCGUCGGAUCCGAGCUGGUGGAGAAUUACACGGUUUACGUCAUAGAGGUGAAUGUUGGAUAUCACAGUUGGACUGUCAAGCAUCGAUACAGCGAUUUUCACGAUUUGCACGAAAAACUCACUGUGGAGAAGAAGAUCGAUAAGCAUCUGCUGCCGCCCAAGAAGAUCAUCGGCAAAAAUUCCAAAAGUCUCGUUGAGAAGCGACAGAAGGAGCUGGAGGUUUAUCUCCAAACGCUCCUGAGCAGAUUCCCUGCGUCGACCCCCAAAGUCCUGUCUAACUUCUUACUCUUUCACUUUUAUGAAAUCAAUGGAAUUGCUGCGGCCCUGGCUGAAGAGCUCUUUAAUAAGGGUGAGCAGUGGUUGGCCGCAGGCGAGGUGUUUCUCCUCAGGCCGCUCCAGUUGUACGCCGUCACGCAGCAGCUGAAACUCGCCAAACCAACCUGUGCCAACGGAGAUGCCACAGCUGACCUGGGACACAUCCUGGACUUCACCUGCCGCCUCAAGUACCUCAAGAUCCCUGGAAUGAAAGCAGCUGUGGGGACGAGUAACAUCGAGGAGCAGAGCCUCCCGUUUGACCUGUCCAUCUUUAAAUCGCUGCUUCAGAUCGAGAUCAGUGAUUGUGAUGCCGGACAAAUCGAAGGUCUCACACACCUAAAGCCCACCAUCACGAAGUGGCGCUGA
Messenger RNA from Cyprinus carpio (common carp), 960 nucleotides. RefSeq names its product nischarin-like. The record is from RefSeq and is a predicted model, not a curated record. Gene Ontology annotation, molecular function: protein kinase binding. The transcript is spliced from 8 exons. Lineage: Eukaryota; Metazoa; Chordata; Actinopteri; Cypriniformes; Cyprinidae. Gene Ontology annotation, cellular component: cytoplasm. Bases 232 to 960 code for a protein of 242 amino acids.